This is a messenger RNA of Procambarus clarkii (red swamp crayfish), 808 nucleotides long. NCBI's taxonomy places the organism in Eukaryota, Metazoa, Arthropoda, Malacostraca, Decapoda, Cambaridae. The record is from RefSeq and is a predicted model, not a curated record.
AGUCAGAACCUGUGGGCUCGAGGUGCGACUACGAGGCCGGCUGGUGCGGCUGGAGGAACGCGGGCGGCUACGACAGCUUCAAGAGACACAGAGGGCCUACGGACAAGGACCGAACCGGACCAUCCUUCGACCACACCUUGAAGAACGGAUCUGGUUGGUACAUCUUGAGCGAGCUGCCUGUGACGGGCAAAUUGGGGGACCAGUAUGAGCUGGAGUCGCCAUUCUUCGACCCUCCUCCCUGCUAUCACAGCAACAAGACCUCCGCAUACUACAAGUCCUGCACGAUGCGACUCUUCUACCACAAGCUGGGAAGGAACCAAGGCUCCCUGAUCGUCAAGGUCUGGGAGUUCUUGCCCGGGCAGCCGGCUCGAACCCACAUCAUCGACCAGAUCACCGGCGAGAGAGGCAAUGUGUGGCAUAGACUCACUCAACCCCUGCCUAUCAACUUGUUCCACAGGUAUAAGGUGGUAGUGGUGAACGUGCGAGCCGCUAGUUUCAGGGGCGACCUCGGCUUUGACGACUUCACGCUCUCGCCGGAGUGCUUCGGACGAGAUGUGCCCGACGACGAGUUUGUGGUGUGUGUAUCAAACCCCCUACAACAACCCCUGACUACCUGGAGUCUACACCAUACAAGCCGCCUUCAAACAAAGUAGUGAUGGUGACGACGUGCGGGGCCACCGGGCACGACGGACCCUCCCCCGAGGACUGUCAGAAGGAGUACCAGGACCGGCCGCACCCGAAGCCCUCCUUCCCCUCCUCCGGCUCCCUCCCUGGCACACAGACCUGGACGGUGCCCAACGAUGGCUAU